Messenger RNA from Annulohypoxylon maeteangense, 314 nucleotides. RefSeq lists its product as uncharacterized. NCBI's taxonomy places the organism in Eukaryota, Fungi, Ascomycota, Sordariomycetes, Xylariales, Hypoxylaceae. The record is from RefSeq and is a predicted model, not a curated record. The coding region runs from base 78 to 290 and encodes 70 amino acids. The transcript is spliced from 2 exons.
CUGUAGUAAUCGACACGUUUAUCCUGCACACUAUCUUAUUUGUUCAUAGCGUAGUAUGAGGCUACGUACGCACAUCUAUGGAUCCUUUUUUUCUGUGCAUACUGCUGCCUUUUACGACUAUGCAGAUCAUCUGCUUACAGACAGACAUAUCAGCCUCUUGUACAGGGUACUUAACUGUUUAUCCACUUAUUCAUGUCGCUUAUGAUAUCUAUUUUCGAAGAGAAAUAUUAAAAGGAAUAACAUUCGUGUUUGGAAGGUGUAGACUGGGUUUCGGCCGAACCAGGAUUUAGGAUGCAGGUCGCGCCCGGUUACAA